Molecule: messenger RNA, 1183 nt
Organism: Meira miltonrushii
Lineage: Eukaryota; Fungi; Basidiomycota; Exobasidiomycetes; Exobasidiales; Brachybasidiaceae
Exons: 1
Coding region: 1-1116 (371 amino acids)
Source: RefSeq, a predicted model, not a curated record
AUGUCCUAUAGGAGCACACCAACAUCAUCAUCAUCAUCAAAGACCGAUUUUGCUGCUUUAACGUUGUGGUUGAAUCGUGAAAAAGAAGCAUUUCCUCAUCUAAAGAAGGAAGUUCUGCCUGUUGACAAUUUUCCAACCCCAACUAUGCCUGGUCAUUAUAAUUCUACCUCUCCGAUUGAGCGAAAACGCAAAUCAUUAGGAUCAGAGAUGGGCUUUUACGAAUUGAUGCUCGAUCAAGCAGAGGAGGGUGCGGGACGAGAAGCUGAAUUUGAAAGCUUUGAAGCAAGUGGUAUCCUUGCACUUUCACCGGAUGUAAGCGUUGAGCAAGAACAGCAUUCACGUCAAAUUAUUGUUAUUGAAAUGGAAGAAGAUGAAGAACAGAUCGAAGAACAAGAACAAGGCGAAGAGAGUGGGAUACUUUCAACGCAUAUACUGGACGAGGAAAGCGGGAUGCCUUCCAUGCAUCUACAGGAAGAUGAAAGUGGAAUCUUGUCAACAUACAUACAGGAAGAAGAAUGUGGACAUUUUCUCGAUCCUGUAGAAGAAGUGACUGAAGAGCCAACGAUCAUCGAGUGGGAAGUAGAAGAAGAAGAGCUCUCAACACAUACAGCCACGCCCCAACGUAUUCAAGCGUCUUUCACUUCACACGAAGUUCACGAUUGGGCUCGUUUGCAUGGCUUGGGUACACCGUCAUCCAUUGCUCCUUCACCUGCCGCAAGUCGAUUUGGAUGGGCAGAAGUGAUUGCACAAACGAGGUUACAAGAAACGGAUGAACGAAACAAAGCGGUAACAAUUUUUUCACCCUUUUCUCCUGCAAAAGCCAUGGGUUUGAAGACUGAUUAUUGGCUAAUGUCACCUACAAAGCCAACAUUAGCCAAGACUAUGCUUUCUGCAAAACCGAAACCGCAACAAUUACUUCCGGCGGCGGAAAAGUCAGAUCUGUCAGAUUGUUCAGAUGAUUCACUGGGAUGGAUUGAAGUUCAACCGGUUGCUACAAAACAAGUAUCUGAUUAUAAGUUGGAGGGACUCAAUCCCACUUUCAGACGUAAAACUAAAUGGGCAACAAUCAUUCCGGAUCGUUUUGCUUCACUUCGUUCACGUUCUUCAUCCCGAUAAUAAUUUGCGUUACCUUUGUCAUCAAAUCAGCCGCCUUUCUAUGAAGUCAAGCCGCGUUUUCUUUCCC